Porites lobata is the source of this 8655-nucleotide messenger RNA. The record is from the annotation of a GenBank genome assembly. NCBI's taxonomy places the organism in Eukaryota, Metazoa, Cnidaria, Anthozoa, Scleractinia, Poritidae.
GUGGAAUUAAUGGCGGAUGCACAGGAGAGAGUAUUUCCUCGGGAAUUCUUCCAGAAAUCCGGAUGUAUAAACACUUGAAAAAGAUCUCUUGUAGUUUUACGUGAGCGUUUGGCAUGGACGCAGUACAUAUAUGCAAGAAAACAAGCUGUUGUUGGCUGUUUUAGCUAUGAUCGAGGUGAAAGCUCGAUUGCUUCGUGGGUCGGUAUUCUUUGCUGGGGAAUGUAUAGAGUGUGAGAUUAUUUUCACGAAUACUGCAAGCAUUAAGGAAAGCAAUUGCAGCGAGACUGGUAAUCACGCGUUAAAUAAUGAAUGGAUGAAGGAGAACUCCGGAACGGACAGACUAGCUUGGGCUAGCGCGCAGAUUCACUGUCAAUGUACCGUAAACGAAUCGCGCGUGAAACUUUCUUCGAGAACUGAUCGAAUGUCAGAUCAAUUCACUUUAAACUCGACUUCUUCUUGUACAAGCUUCGUUCCUUCGAGAGGUUAGAAAACAGUUGCGGCGUUGGUGUGAUUUAUUACUCGAUUUGGUUGGUAUACUAUCUACUAUCCGGUUCAUGACAGGCUGGUGGUGAAUUAUUGAUUUGAGUUAUUUCUUGUUAUUUCUCGAAGGUGAGGAAGGACGAUGUUUGAUGUCUACGCAGCCAAAGAUACUCUUCUGUGACUUGGAGCUUGCUCCUGGCGAAUCUAAAAAUUGUAAGUGUGGAUUUUUGGCUCAACUUUUUUUUGAGCAUAUAUCAUUACUUUCUAUAGAACUAUUAAAAAUAUAACAGACACUCACUGUUAAAAAAUGUAUGUGGGAUAUAAUGGUAAACAUCGGUAAUGCGCGCGUCCUUUAUCAAAACUAAUUAAGCCUCAAAGAAGUGUAUUGAUCGUGAAAGAUAUUUCUGUUUUUCGUUUUUUUUGGCAGGAUCUUUACUAUUAAACAGUGUGUCCAAAACAUAUGCUUUGGAACAACAUGGUGAAAAUUUUGAUGAACGACUCUUUUAAUUGAAUUUAUUUGGCUCUUAGCCGGAUAAUGAAAGUUUCCUAAUUAACAGUAUUGUGUUUGCAUUCAUACCAGUUGUCAGUUGUCUGAUUGAAGUGCCUGCUGAUAUUAUUAUUUUGUGUCAUUGAAAGUGUAAGCACAGUUUUUGUAUACAGUGAACAUGAAAAUUAAGGAAAAAUUUUUUGUUCUAGACUGUUUUUUUUUUUUGUUGUUGUGGAUAUCUUGAUUUUUGAUGUCUUAAGUCUAGCCUUACACCUUUCAGUGAGUGAAACCUCCCUAAAUCAAGAGAGUUUCGAACCAGGUUCUGUUGAUUGCUUACUUUUAGUACCUCAGCUUUCCAGAAAAAUCAUUCCUCACUGUGUGAAAAAUUAGCUUAUUUUAUUGUGAUCAAAUCCAUCACAGAAAUUUUGAAUUUUAACAUUAGAUUGAAAGAAAUGCAUUAAAUUCCUUCGGUACACUACAGUUGAAUGCUGUAAUGUGAGUGUUCUGGGUUAUGAACUGAGGGGUCAAUUACUGUGUUUGAUUUGGUACGAGAAGCAAGCUUUGGUUUGAAUAACAAUUUUAGACCAAAGGUUGUUAUCAAUUGUUUUAUCUCAGCUACUUAAAUUGGAGUUACAAAAAUCAAGCAGUGGGAUAGAUGGGACUCAAUGAAUUGCAAUCACUGAUUGAUUUUAUUAUCUAUGUACCUUUUGGAGGUCAUUCUUCUUGGCAUUAUCAGCUAAUCCCUCUCUGUCUCUUUCCCCAUUUCCCCUUUAGUCUAAUUACCCUUGCUAAAGGCUGUGUGAUGAAGUAAGUGGGCUUAAGAUAGAUGAACCUUGAUAUCCCAUUGCUAUGUUCUAAGAGAAACAGCUAGAAAUAGGAAAACUGCACACGAGAUGGCGGAUCAACUCAAGAACUGUGUUAAUCAAGGAGCACAUGGGUUUUACAGUAACCACAUACAUGCUGAGGGCUCAGUGUGAAUUACUGACCCUUUAAGCACUAAUAGUGAUCAGUCUCAAAUUUCUCCUUGUAGUGUCACUGCUUUAUAAAACAGAGUGAUCAUGAGAAUUAAGGACAUGAUCACACAAGAUGAAUCUAAUUGAUACUUCGACAAAUAAUUUCUCCCCACUACUUCUGUUGAAAACGUAUAGGUGGGAUAACAAAUGAGAAUUUGAAUUUUGAUGUUAGAGUUUAAAGCCAAAUGUGAUGGUACACUAUGACACCCGACAACCAGAAGUUGAUUGUUUCUCUCCUUCAGUGGUAUAACUCUCUCUAUAACGUUAUGCUCCAGAAGUAAAAGCAAAAGUUUUCAAGCUUAUUAUGCGAGACAGAAGCAUAUUUCUGUCAAGUUGAAGCAAAAACCAAACUUCUGUUAAUGCCAUGCAUGAUUCUGGGAUGUGAGCAUUCUUGUUGCCUAAGCUUGUUAAAACUAAAAAGUUUUCAAUCAUGUUUUUAUAUUUGCUGUGGUUACACACUAGCUUUUUUUUCUUACUGAUUAGCUCUGUUGCGUAUAAAUUAUUUCAUACUCAUCUUGUACAUUACACUUUAGAUUUUUAUAGUGACACUAUCCCAUUUGAUGGAGCCCCAUCUUACAAAGGACAUGCCGUUAAAUAUUCAUACAAGAUCACUGUUGGUACAAGCAGGGUUCAAGGACAUUCUGUCUUGCUGAGACUACCUUUUAGAAUAAUGGUGUUACAAGGUUUGUACAAAUCGCACUUUGCUAUUACUGUACAUACACAUAGACAUGUUUACAUGUACCAAAUACUAAAUCUCAGAGUAUUGAUUAUCAAUUCACUUUCUGUGAAGUAUGCAUUCAGUGGAAAAUGUCAGCUUAAUGGAUGAUAUGAAUUACUCUAAAAUCAAGAUGAAGGGAAAAACAACCCAUUUGUAUAUCGUUUACAAAUGUUUUUUUCUGAAUAUAUCUGUAAUUAGAUAUAUUCAGAAAAAAACAACCUUUAGCUGGAGCUAAUGAUCUGAUUUUUGUAGAAGUAAGCUACCAGGGGUGUUGCAUAUUGUCCCUGGAGAGGAUUCGGAACCCAUUGCAGGGUAAUGUACUUGGGGCAAAAGAAAAUUUAAAUAAUUAGGGUCACUCAGGUGUUACGAAGGUGUCUGAUGGGAUAGGUUGUAUCGUAUACAGCUAUUUCGAGAAAGGUUGUCAAAAAAGUGCAUGCAACAGUCCCGAAAGGUAUUGUGGGUGGCUUUAAGGGCACUGUUCUUCAAAGAAAUUUGGAAGAAUGGUAUAGGAGGCCACGCACAUAUGUUUGCGAGUACUAAAAGAAAUCAACAAAAGUAGGUUUGACAGGUUCAGUCGUUACGAACAGUGUGUUGAUGAUAUCCCAUAUUAUACGUUUCAGGAUUGUCGCGUGCACAUUUCUUCCGAUAACCUUUCUCGAAACAGCUGUAUGUGCCUUUGAUUUGCGUAAUAUUUCUGACGGACUUUUAUAUUGUACUAAGAAAUAAAGGAUUUUGUUAAAGUCAUAUUGUUUUUAUCUUCAUUUUUUCAGGCCUGGGGGAGCUUGAACAUUUUUUAAACAAAGAGGAAAAUUCACAUAAUCCAUUUUUAGAAAAUUCUUCUCCAAAGACAUCCUUGUUAGAUUUAGCAGUGGAAAUUUUAACGACAAUUACUUCUAGGAGAAAUCCCCGUAAGUAUGCAUUGCCUUUUUAGAAGUGAACUUUUACCAGUCCAAAAAUUUCUGUGGGCAGAGUGGGAAAUUUUACACUUAUAGUUUAAAUUUUUACUCUGCUUCCUCCAGGCUCCUCUUGUAAAUCUUUUUACUCCUAAUAGUAAACAAUAAUAUUUGCAAAAAAAAAAGAAAAAAAAAAUCAAAUUUCAGAUUUUUCUACUGUUUAGAGGUGACUACCCAGCCCUAUGCAGAAGUUCUGCUGAAAAGGUUUCAUUUUAAUGGUAAUACCACAAGAUUUCAUCUGCAGAUUCCUAAGCCAGCAUAAAGUAAUCUCAUGUUUGCAUUUAAAUAUUAAUCAUCAUAAUUAAGCAAACAAUUCAAUCUAAAUUGUGUCAGUUAGUUUGCAAUUUGCAAUGUGCGCAUGAAAUCAUGAUGUCAGGAUUAACAAGUAACCUCUGCCAAAAAUAAUACUAUUCAUGCUGACUGUAUAGUAGAUGCCAUUCAACACAAAAAAGGCAAUCAAACCUUUAUUACAUAGUUUGACUAUCUGAAAAUGUCCUCUAUCAUUCACUAGAUACUAAAAAUAUGUUAUCUGAAAUGUGGUUAAUUUUUGCAGAUGUAUAUAAUAUUGUUAGUGAUGGAGGAACAGUAGGAAAAUUUUGUCUCUUCAAGUCUGCAUACCGGAUUGGUGAAGAAAUUGUAGGAUCUUUUGAUUUUUCUGAUUCUGUUAUUGUUUGCCAAAAGGUAUGUAAUAUAUUAUUUUGAUUUUUGUGGGUUUGCAGUCAUCAGGCCCCUCCCUAAGACAGAAACCUAGAUUCUGUCAUUGCCCUUUACUCAGCUUUAGUCAUUUUCUUUGGCUUUUUUUCCAAGAGGCAGAUGCCUGUCUUGCAUGAGGCCCUCAUAGGGGUUGGAGUACAUGUCCCUGGUCUGAAUUUCAAAUAAAGUCGUUUCACCUUUUGAGGAGUAGGCCAUGUUGCUGUCUGUAUGUAACCCACCUUUAUGUCAUUUGUUGCCAUUUCAUCCAGUCUUAUGCAGGGUUGUCACUAAGAUUUCAAGUUGCCGGGUAAAUACAACAAGCAGGCUGGGAAUCAAACAGCUAGGGAUUUCUUUCAGUUCUAUUUUUCUUCUAUUUUUCAAUGAAAGCAGCCAGGGGCCACACUCGUAGUAGCCAGGAAAAAUCCCCGGGCCCCAGCUCUUAAUGACAGCCCUGCUUAUGUUGCUGUUUCAAGGCUGUGUCACUUGUUGGAAAUUAACCCUAACAGGGCCUCUUGCAUGGACACUAUAUGGUGUAGUACCGUUCUUAAUGGUGUCUGUCAAAAAGAGAAGCUAACUGUGAAGUGUGGAUUAUAUCUAUUAUCUUAUCUACUUGUUUCCAAGAUUUGUUUCUCCUAAAUGGGCAAAGUGAGAUCUCACAUUUUUGCCUCUUGAUACAGAUUAAAGGUACAUGUUUGUUCAUGGCCCAGCUCAUGAUUAUGAAAUCAGCUUAACAUGCAUUUUUUAGAAUUCAGUUAAACCUGGGAUAAAUUAUAUAUAGAAAACUUAAUUAAGACUAUAAUAUUGUUGUUAUACUAGUCUUAUAAAUUGUUUUCCCAAAAAUUGGAUCAUAAUUGACAUGUCUUCAUCUUGGAUUUCAUUAGCCCACCUUGAGAGCUACUGAACUGUUCUUUUCACAAAAAGGAAUAGUUUUUAGAUGCACAAGAGUAGUUUUUUCAUGGGCAAAUUGGGGGAUAAAUGCAGAAUUAUUAACAGCAAAAUUACCUGUACAGUGCAGUGCACCUGUAAUAUUAGUCACAUGCCUUUUUUGCAACAAUUAAAGUUUUAAUUUUGUCUAUUGUUUACUGACAAAAUGCUUUGUUUAGUUUUCCGUAGUUCUUCAAAGUGAGGAGCAUAUUCCUGAAGACUCUCGCAAUCCUUCUAGACCGGAAUCAUCUGACGUGACGUACUCAUCUUUCACUAGUAUUCAAGAAAGCUGUUUGCAUACCAAGAAAACUCAUUUGGUGUUACCAAUACCUUUUACUGCAUGUCCAGAGUUUGUAUCAGAUUUAGGUAAGACCGCUUGGAAUGUUAGCCUUUCCACAUUCUUUCAAUGUGAAAAUAAAUAAUAAUAUUAUUACUCCGUAAUUGCACUACAUAGUACUAUCAAAGCUAUGCUCUAAGAGAAAUUGAAGGGAGCCCGGCAGUGCUCUGAACCUGUGAAAUUCAGGGUGCCCAUCAUAUGAUUUCCAUGAAAAAACUAAAUUUUCUAGUGGCCUGGGAGCAAAAAUUAGGUGCCAGUGGCCAGCAGGCACUGCCACAGCACAGCUUUGGCUAUUCUAUUUGAAGGUUUCAAAUGAAGUCAACAAAAAGAGAUGCUGACUAUCCAAAAAUGCUCUCUGAAUAAGAGGAAAUAUGUGUUCAGUGUAGGUCCAGGCAUGGGCAGACACGUGCACGAGAGCACACCAUAAAUCAAUAUGUCCCCACAAUAGACAGCUAGAUUUUCUGUUAAAGUUGUUGUGUUUGCUCAAGUAAAAUAUGAUGAUCAAAAGUCUGUUAAGGUUAAGGUCGAUAGUUUCAGACUUUUCUAGAACAUGGCUACAAGCAUUUCCUGGUUGCCAAAACUUAAUGCAAAGAAAGAGGUUUUGAUUAGGUAAUUACUGGCAAAUUUGCCAAUCUCCAGCUACUGUUAAAACCUCUAUUAUUGACACUGAUUGUCACAACAUUGUGAAACCCUCACGUCAUGUCCUUAUGUGUAACAUAUCUGUUAUUAUUAUUUAUUUGUUUAUUUAUUUUUUGCAGUAUGUUUAAGGUGGAGACUUCAUUUUGAAUUUGUACUGGCAUCAACACCACUACCAGCUGGAGCUAGUCCUGUGCAACUUACAAGUCGUUAUACGGACAUUGCGACAUGGCAGGGUCCAGCUGAUGUUGAUGUGGAAACCAUGACUUGGGAUCUACCGAUCAAAAUUCUGCCUACAAAUCCACUGCAUGCCUCAUCUAUCUCAACAAGCAGGACGAGAAACACUGUAGUUUUUUGAGAGAUACGUGUAUUUAUUUGUUUAACAUUAUGAAGGAGAAGACUGUGGUUUAUUGUGGUGUAAGAAGAUGGGAGUAAGGAGAACUAAAUGGAGAUUAAUUUUGAAUCUUAUAAUGUUUGAACAAUGAAACAGGGACUACUGUUGGACACUACAUCAAUGUACAGUGCAUUUAGCCAAAAUUUUCUAACCUUGGGUAUUAUUAACUUGAGCAAGAUGGCCCUCCUCAGUAUCAUAAACGUAAGAUCAAGGAAAUAUUGAACCCAAUAAAGUUUGUCAAUAAUACAUAUCCCAAGAGUAUAUGUAUGGCAUUUUGCUUAAGAUACUGAAUCUGAAACUUUACAAAAAUGAAAACAAAAACUUCUUUAUUGCCUUGUUACAUUUUUUUGUUGUAACACUUUAAUGAAUUUCUAGAUUGCUAGUAAGUUUUAGUUGUUAUUAUCCAUGGCAAUUCAAGACUUGGGCACCCCAUAUUUUCAAGUUUAAUAUUUUUGUUUCGACCACAUGUCUUUACAGGCAACUUUCUAUGAGAUAUUUUUGUUUACCAUUUAUAAUGGUACAUGUGAGUGUAUCGAUUUGUUUUUAGACCAGGAGGGCUUUUUUUGUUUGAAGCAAAUAAUAGUGACAAUAUUAAAAUAUUAUAUUUAUUACUGUACAGUCGACCUUGGAUAUCCCUAUUCCCUUCUUUUGUGACAUUAUAGUAAAUUAUUUUUAUGCUUGGCUUGUACUGUAAUAUUAAGGAGACACGUUUGAAGGAGUACUUUUUUAUACAGGAUUUAAGACUAUAUAGCCUAAAGGAAGGUUACUUUUUUCACUUUUUAACGUAACCCAUUCCCAAAAUAUUUUUGGGUUGCCACCUUUUUUACAUGUGUGACUCUGGAAUCAUUACGCAUUUAAUUUAAUGUCGUUUACAUUCAAUUCUGAAGUUGAUGAUGAUAAACUAUUGCACCAUUAAUUUAAUAUAUUAAUUUAUUAUUCCACAGACAAUUAAUUUAAAAUGUGUUUGCAAUAUUUUGUGCCCUCAUGAUGUGGGAAUUAAUCUGAAGACUGUCCUGAGUGUUUGCUGGUAGGCAAUAGAGUGUGUUUUAACAAAACAGUCAGCUGUCUUUUAUCUAUGAAACCUGCUGGUAUCACCUGGUAGGGACAUACUCUAGGCCAGGGGUGCUUUUGAUUGGGAAAUCUAUAUGUAAAUUUUGGAAUCUCAGUUAAUGGUGUACAAGUCUUGCCUAUGACCAUUCAAAUGUAACCUGUUUGGCAGUACCGGUACUUUUAAAUUAAUGUUUCUUUUAUGUUUUUCAGCAUUUUAAUGAUAACAUUUGGAAUUUUUGCCUAAUUUUGAUUUUGCCCACUUCUACAAGUGAAAGGUUAGAUCAGGAGAGAGUUCACUGUUUAUUCAAGUUGUGCAGGAAAAAAUUUUCAAAAUUCCAUAUAGUGAUUCCCCAUUAUAGGUGUAUCUCAAUGUUCUGUGAUUUUCUAACUGCAUUCUUCCAGUAAUAUAUUAGUCAGAAGCUAUCUUAAGUCCAGUGUACUGUUAUACAAGUCAAACCUGUAUUACUGUGUUUUUUUUUUGGCAAUGGCCAUCUGGUCUGCUUAAAAAAAUGGGCUAUUUCAUGGGGAUAUAGCUAUUUUAGGUCAAUUUUGUGCUGAAGUCAUGAAUAUUACGUUUCUGGAAAACUGUCCACCUACCCCUCCCCUAAGCCAACAUUAACACUACUUCUCACUCAGGGUAAAAUGUUGGCUUAGGGGAGGGGUAUUAGGGCAGUUUACCAGAGACGUAUAAUGAUCCAAUAUUACUUAGUGUGUUUACCCAUACACUAAAUGCUCUUGAUGGUGAUAUUUUAAGUAGAAAUUAUAGCAUUUCAAUAGAGGGACUGACAAUGAGUUAAAUUACAGCUCUAGUUAAUACUGAUUAAGACUAAUUUUCAUUUAAUUUUAAUCUUAGCAAUAUAAAACGUCCUUAUCAUGUGAACGGUUACACUGUACAAAAUCAAGGUGCAUUUGCCUGUAAUAUGUAUGAUAAAGAAAUUUUAUUUGUGCAACUGAGCUGUGCAGUGAAAUA